Messenger RNA from Lindgomyces ingoldianus, 2229 nucleotides. Its product is annotated as acid protease. Gene Ontology annotation, cellular component: fungal-type vacuole. Gene Ontology annotation, molecular function: aspartic-type endopeptidase activity. The record is from RefSeq and is a predicted model, not a curated record. The coding region runs from base 166 to 2160 and encodes 664 amino acids. The transcript is spliced from 3 exons. Lineage: Eukaryota; Fungi; Ascomycota; Dothideomycetes; Pleosporales; Lindgomycetaceae. Gene Ontology annotation, biological process: proteolysis.
GAUGACAUUCAUUCUUCUUGCGCGGCUUGCACCAUCCUGCCGGAAACGGUGCUGCCGAUGUCUGCGAACCAGAUCUUGGCGUUGAAGUCUACUGGACUUCUCUUUCCUCCUCUCCGUCUUCUUGAAGGAUAACCUCUAGAUGCGUUCGAGUGUCUUUCCUCAAAUAUGAAAGCCUUCGGGCACAAAGGCCUGGGGCUUCUCGGGUAUCUGAUCUGUCUGAGAACACUAGAGAUCCUGAUGAGAGAUAGAGCGUUUCGCGAGGAGGCAAAGCCGUUGCAAAGGAACACAGUGGAAGAUGACUUCGAGGUUAAUCAAGUUGUUCUCGUGGAGCGCGCAAGCCAGAAUACCACGAUUCCCGCCCCCAUAGUAGCUAGUGUAUCCCAAUAUUGGGAGGGAAAUGACGGUACCUGGUCGUCAUUCACAAUUCAGGUUGGCCAAAAACCGCAGAAUGUGCGAAUCCUACCAUCGACAGCUUCAACCUCGACGUGGGUCAUCUAUGAUCAAGGCUGUCCAUCCGACGCACCAAACAAUUGCAGAGAUAGCCGCGGAGGAACCUUCAAUCCAAAUAAUUCGCUUACCUGGGUCCCGAAUUCGAUUUUCGAGCUGGGAGUUGAAAGCAACCUCGAAUUCAAUGUCUUUGGCGACUUCGGAUUUGAUUCCGUGACGUUGGGAUGGCCGGGUUCUGGUGGACCAUCUGUCGAGCAUUCAAUUGUGGCAGGGGUUGGGGAUACCACUUUCUCGUGGUUGGGUGUGUUAGGACUGAAUCCAAGGCCGACGAACUUUUCGACGUUUCUGAAUAAUCCUCAGGUCGGUUUUGUCCAAGCGCUCAAGAACCAGAAUAAUAUACCGAGUGUAUCUUGGUCGUAUACCGCCGGUGCACCAUACAGACUGAAUAAAGUCUUCGGCUCACUCGUCAUUGGCGGCUAUGACGAAUCUCGCUUCGACAUUCCCUCAACUACUUCUUCUAAUCUAACCUUCCCCUUUUACACCGACAUAUCACGGGAUAUUCUUGUCGGAAUAGCCUCUAUAACGACAAGCAACAGCACAUCUUCAAGCUCCAGCACCCCCCUCCUCAAAAACGGCAUAUUCGCCUUCAUCGACUCGACCGUGCCGCACCUGUGGCUCCCAGAAUCCGUAUGUUCAUCUUUCGAAUCCGCAUUUGGUUUGACCUGGAACGCUUCUUCUAAGCAAUACACACUAAACACAACACAACACAACACGCUCACCAAACUAAAUCCCAGUAUCACCAUCACACUAGCGCCUCAGCUUCCUGCAACAUCUGUCGAGAACUCCGUCUCCAUAACUCUACCUUAUUCCGCAUUCGAUCUCAACAUCUCGUGGCCACACGCUUCCACCACAACGUAUUAUUUUCCUCUCAAGCGUGCCGCAAACGAAACCCAAUACACCUUGGGCCGCGCGUUCCUCCAAGAAGCUUACUUAAUAGCGGACUAUGAGCGCUCCAACUUCUCUGUUUGGCCAUGCUCAUGGGGUUCCAACACCAACAAUGCCAAAAUUGUAGGUAUACGUUCCGUAAACGACACCUCAAUCAACUCAUCAAACCCUCUUACUGGGAAUGGUGGCGGUGGCAGUAGUGGUAAAGGCGUUCUUUCUACGGGAGCAAUCAUGGGAAUGGCAGUCGGGAUUGCGGUCCUUGUGCUUGGAAUCUGCCUAGGCUUAAUCUUGUACAUACGUCGACGCCACCAGAGCGGCAGAAGAAGCUUUGAACUAGAGGGCACGAGUACAUCUCUCGACCCGCUGCCAGCUGGGGCUACGUACCAGCAAAAGGAUGGACCGCUUGAAGAACUGGACUCAAGAGCCCGGCAUGAACUACCUGGGCAUCACAAAUUCGGACUCUUGGAAGCUCCUGACGCAGAGAGGAAAUUUGAGAUGGAUGGGUCGAGUUUGCCGACUGAAGCCGGUGGAAGGGAAACAUCUCAUGAUGGUCAGAACCCAGCGAUUUAUGAAAUGGAUGCGGCCGAGCAUAUCUCUCGGCCAGCUAUAUUUAUACAGCCACCCACUGCAGUAUCGCCAGGUCCUGGAGCGGGGCUGCCGUCGCCACUACCAACGUCCGGUGAAAUUGGUGUGGCUCAAGAAACAGGGAUGGAGAGGAGACUCGGACAUGGAGCAGAUAGAGUAGGGAGAAGGGACAAGGCAAGAUGAAGAACGAAGACAAAUUGAGGAAUGACGUGCCACGAGCCACCGCCUGAACUGUUUGCCCCUUUGGUUGAC